Hermetia illucens (black soldier fly) is the source of this 2045-nucleotide messenger RNA. RefSeq names its product zinc finger protein 568-like. The coding region runs from base 135 to 1889 and encodes 584 amino acids. The record is from RefSeq and is a predicted model, not a curated record. Lineage: Eukaryota; Metazoa; Arthropoda; Insecta; Diptera; Stratiomyidae. Gene Ontology annotation, molecular function: zinc ion binding; DNA-binding transcription factor activity; RNA polymerase II cis-regulatory region sequence-specific DNA binding. Gene Ontology annotation, cellular component: nucleus. Gene Ontology annotation, biological process: regulation of transcription by RNA polymerase II. The transcript has 3 exons.
CUUUGGACAGUCAGUACAAUGACAGGUUUAUGUUGCAAUGCACGUUGCAUUCGGAGGAAACUUUGUUGGUAAACAUUGGCGGUUCGUAGAUAAUAAAUUUGUUUGUGGCUUCCGGUAAUGCACUUUGAACAAUAAUGGAUACGGAGGACUUAUGCCGAACAUGUCUGGAAACGGAAAACCCUCUGGUUCCCCUGUUUGAGGAGGGCAAACCGAGUGUGAUUUCAUCGGAGAGCGGAACACUUGUGGACUUGCUUAGGAGCCUCAGCGGAAUCGAGAUAUCAUCCGAUGACGGCUUACCCUUGCAAAUAUGCACAUUUUGUAUAGGAGAACUUCAGCGAUUGCAAACAUUCAAACUGAAAUGCCAGAAGUCCGAAACGACACUUUUGAAGUUGAAAGAAGCGAAACUUCUCCUGGUCCGCUUAACAGAAGGCACGGCAGAUAGUUCCAAUGUUGACAUGAAACCAAAUACAAGUUUUAUUAAAGACGAAAUCAUCGAUAUCUUAGAUGAUGAUGAAGAGGAAGACGAUGAAGGUCCGAAUGAAAAUACUAGCUACGAUGACGAUGUUCCACUUAUUGAAUCUUACGAGGCAGGAUAUGAUAUGGAUGAAGAGAUGAUCGAAAAAAUGACCAAUGAUGAUCUCGCGGAACUUUCAGGCAACAGCGAAACGAAUACAGAGGUAAUGUCCGCUGAACUCGAAUCUGUCAAUAGUGAAAAGACGAAGAAAGUUGUCAAUAACAAGAAAAAAGUCGUUAGAAAAUUUAUAACUAAAUUCGAUCCAUCGACACUAAGAGAUUUUGAAACUAGCUCCAAUGAAAAGGAAUUAAAAUGUCCAGGAUGCUCCGAGAUAUUUACAAAAUUGGAUUCGUUAAGGGCACACAUAAUGGAGAUCCACACAAAAGGUGAAGUUUGCUACCUUUGUGAUCCAGCAUCGGGUCUACAAGUCACUGACAUUUGGAAGCAUUGCAUUGAUCACCUUCCUAAGAAACACAUGUGCCCCGCAUGUGGGAAACGAUUCAUUAAGCGAACCUACCUGCGGGCUCAUAUGAAACUCACCCACUCUGGAUUACGACGGGAGAUCUUCCACUGUAAAUUGUGCUCGAAAACAUUUAAAACUCGCUCGGGGAUCAGUUACCAUCGACAGGUUGCCCACGCCGUGGAAAAACCAUACGCAUGUGAGAUUUGUUCAGCUCGUUUUGCACAUAUCAAACUCUUGCGGCUUCAUAUGUUAAGCUAUCAUACGGAUGGCCCGCCAAAGUGCAAAUUUUGUGGUCAAUGCUUCAACGCUUAUUCAACAAUGAUCAAGCAUGUUCGUCGCCAGCAUAGCGGCGUAAACAAACAAAGAGUCACCAAUGCUAUGCAGAGCUCCUUCAAAUGCGCCAUUUGCUCGCAACAGUUUGCUGAAAAACAUACUCUCGAAGCGCACGUCAUAAGUAGCCACACAAACUUUCGGCAAUUCAAAUGCACUCAUUGUCCGUUCUCGUUUAAAUUCAAAUCCGUUAUGGGCAUACAUAUGAGUACUCAUCACCCAAAUGCUGUGACGGAAGAUAUCUCAACCGACUGUGAAAUUUGCUCGAAAUCUCUUCGUUCUCAAGAUAGUUUAGCCACACAUAUGUCAAACGUCCACACGAAUACCCGCCCCUAUCUAUGCGUAUUCUGUUCAUACUCAUUUAAAAUUGAAUCUAACUUAGAGAGUCAUAUCAGCAACAUACAUUCGCAGAGGGUCGGUCAUAUUGAAUAUAAAUGUGAUGAGUGCGACAGUUUGUUUUACUCUCGAGACAAUUUAUUGGAACAUAAGGAACUUACGCACAAUACAAACGUACAGGCGGCUGGAAAUUCGGAAGGCAGCUACGAUGCGACUGAUUAUAUUUUUCGAACAAUGUUUGAAUGAAGGGCACAAUAGUUAUUGAUAUUUUAGCUUUGAUAGCUAAUGUUGAAAACAUUCCUCUAAAUUGUAAUAAUAAUUUUAACAUUUUUUUUUGUAAUAAAAGCAAAUAUGUUAGCCGUAGGAAACAAAAUUAAGAAUAAAAGUUUAAAUUCUUCCACA